Molecule: messenger RNA, 2885 nt
Organism: Chilo suppressalis (striped riceborer)
Lineage: Eukaryota; Metazoa; Arthropoda; Insecta; Lepidoptera; Crambidae
Source: the annotation of a GenBank genome assembly
CAAAUCAUACAGAAACAGUUGAAAUCAAAACCCCAAUCUCUACUUUUUAUAUCUUAUCGACUAUUUUAGUAAAUAGUUCAAGUUAAAUCGAUCCAAAUAAGUGUUACGUUAAAAACAAAGUAACUCUUUUUAGAACUGAUUAUCUACAUACAUAAAUAAUUCAUUAUUUACGCGUCUUCUUGGAGAAUGGAGGUAGACGGUGUGGAUUCUCCGAGUAAUACUCUAGACGGAGGAAAGUUCAUAAAUUUAAAACUGUUUGUGACGGCAGCUCGAGAGUUCGAAGCUACUCAUAGUGAAAAUGCUGUCAAUCUAAUGAACCGGUACUUGGGUUUAAUAGCAUCGUCUUGUGAUCUCUCCAUCUUCUCUCCUGGGCGAUCUGAAGUGUGUGCGUUCUUUAGUUCGCUAUGGAGAGUAAUGUGCGAUGGAAGAGGACCACAUUGGGCUGGUGUUGCGGUUUUGUCUCGAGCUUCGAUAGAACCAAAUGCACGACAUGCUCUUACGCAUACGUACAAGUUUAUGCCCAUUUUAUCAAGACUUCUGUCUGAUUCUAUUUCAAAUGACAAAAAAGUUAAGCUUCUCUCAGUAAUGCAGGACAUUUCCUAUGGAAUUAAAAUAAGCUGGCAAGAGUCUUAUUUAUCAAGUCUGAUGAAGCAACUUACGGAGUGGAUAACUCAGCCGAUGACAGAUCCUCAACAAAGGACCAUAGGCCAUAAAUCACUCACAGUCCUUGUGAAUAUAUGCUAUGGAAAUUUACCAGCCAUUUAUGCUUUAAUGAGGACUGUGGAUACUAAGGAUUUUGUUGUACACCUUAUUAAUUUAAAGGAUGGUGGCUAUGGAGGUGUAGAGGUGUGUCGACUUCUCGUCUGCUUGUCAGGAGCGACACGCGGUGCGGCGGCUACGAGACAACCAGACGUACACAGCUACCUUAACUGUACUAUGCGCACCUUCAAUAAGGCUAUUGUUGAUCAAGAUGCCACUCAGCUGUUACAUGCGUAUACUUUCAUCAAUGAUUUGUGCACCGACAACAAUUUGCGUGGUUUUGUUUUGACAUACCCACAUUUUUCACAAGCACUAAAGGAGGCUAUGGAUGACAUUGACAACCUUUGCAAGAUAAAUCCACUAGAUGCUGGAGAGCCUGAACAAAUGAUAGACUGUCUCCGAAACUCGUUGAAAUUUCUCACAGUUCUGGUGAAUUUGGAUCUUUAUUCUCUGAGGUAUCACCACGGUCAUUUGGUUUGCAUAUGUAUGAAGGCCAGUCGAGUUUGCUUACCGGAAGCGUUGGAUCUAUUCGCGGCCAUCGUUGUUCAAUACAGAGAUGAAGGUCGCCUUCCUCAAGAUCUUUUGAGCAUAGUAAACGACGGAUUGCCAGCUCUCCUGGUGCCGCCUGCAUUGGAACCUGGCAAAGCUGGACUGCAGUGGUUACAAGUAGUGGGUGCAUUGUGCGAGUCCAGUGAGACACAAGAGCGAGUAUUGCAACAAGUCACUCCGGACACAUUCGAGGACACUUUGCACAGCGUACUGCAGUACACGUCUCAGAACGGCCCCGUGGGCUUGGAAGCGUCGCAGCAAGCCGUGGUGGUCAGUUGUCGCACAGCGUUGUCUCUGGCGCCUUUACACAACAAAUGGGAGGGUGCUCUAAUCAGAAUAUUAGCUCACCACCAGGUUCGGAAAUAUCUCUGUGCCGGUUUGACUAGUGGCAACGGCACCAGGCGACGACAGAUAUUGCAACUCAUCAAGCACCAUUACUUCCCCUCAGAUCAGAUGAAUCAGGUGUUCGGUGAGAGUCUCCAGCACGUGCAGGACGUUGCGGAGUCUCCGCGCUCCGCUGACGGCGGGGGCGAAGGCUCCGAGACUUGGUGUGCGCCGCGACUGGCGCCCGUGCAGGAGCUCGCUGUCGACCGGCUGGUGGCGGCGCUGAGCGAGGCGCUGCACGCGGGGCGGAUAUCGGAUAUAGCGACAUCUAGCGUGAUGGAGUUGUACGGAUACAAGAUGACGUGCUUGGAGCAAAGAUUGCACUCGCAUACUGUAGCGUUACAGGGGGCAAGUGAACACAUGGCAUCUCUACAGCAUUCGCUGGCGAUGUUGCAAGCGACGAAUUCUUCUCAGCAAGACGUCUUAUACACCACACAGAUGCAAAGCGAAAGACAUAAAAAGACAAUAGAAGACCUACACAAGCAACUUGAAGAUGCGGAGACUACACUGCGCGGUUUCCGCGCCAAAUUAGCCGCAGAGAGACUAGACAAAGAGACCCAAAAAGACAAUUUGCAGAAGGAAUUCAAAGCGCAGCUGUCGAAUAUUGAAAACGAAAUGAAAGCUCGUGAAAGAGAGGCCGAAGAACGUCUGCGACAAGCUGAAUCCGAAAAUAAAGCGAUUCAGAAGAAACUGGAACAGCAAAUGAAUAAGAACAGCGAGUUGGCCGGAGUAUUAAUAAAGUUUGAGGAGCGAGUGAAACAGCGGGACAAGAAGCUGGAAGAUGCGGCCGCCGCCGAAGCAGCGCUUAGGAAGGAGUCAGAGCAUAAGGACACGAUGAUAAAACAGCUAGAGAAGACUGUGGCCGAGCGCGAGAACAGAUUGUACCAAGUGACGUCACAGCUGGAGGAGAUGAAACGAGUGCAGGAAAUGGUCGCCAAGCUGAUGAGCAAGAGUUCUGCUACCCCAGCGAGCUAACACAUGUGUAGUCCUCGGAGCUAUUUUAGAAAUCUUGAUAAAUUUAUAAUGCAUUAUUUUUUCUAUGACAUAGUGCUCGGUAAUACAUUUUUAUAUAAAGUUUUUUUUUCAUAUUAUGCAUAUGAAUAUGUCGACGCAAUUAUGUUGCCUCAAUGGACUGAUAAAUUGAUAAAUGUUAUUGUGUAAAGUAUUUUAUGACAUCACUUUUUAAAUACAUA